AUGCUUUUGAUCCGUGAGUUCCUUCUACUUACGAUAGUAGUCCAAAUAUGGGGUGAGAAUACAGAGGAGGCACUUCGGUUGAAUGGCCCAUUAUGGGAUGUGAAUGAUCUUUACUCGCGAAUAUCCAACGCUUUUGGUGCAGCGAGUACCACACAAGUGCCCCAAGUAUCACAGGAUAAUGCUGCCAUUAAUUCAGCUUGGGAUAGUUAUUACAACGCCGUUUUGAAAAAAUAUUUAAAUAAAAAGCAAGGAUCUUAUUCUGGUGGUGAGGCCGUUCCACUGGAACCUUUGCCUUUGCCGAUACCUAUUCCAAUGCCGGUUCCCCGACCUCCACGGCCACUAAGGCCUCUGCGACCAAAUCGGCCAAACCGACCAAAACCUAGGCCGACCCGGAAGCCGACAAGAAAAACCACCACCACCCGGCGGACAACAAGAAGGACUACGACCACACGAAGGACCUCCACCACUGCAAGAACCACCACAACUGCAUCGCCAGUUGUCUCUAGUGAAGCUCCAAUAUCGUCCUCCACAGAGGCACCCACUUCAACAACCAUUGUACCAACGACUACAGAAUCUUCAACGAAUUCAACCAUCGUACCCAGUUCCACAACUGGAGGAUCGUCCACAACUGGGGGAUCGUCCACAACUGGAGGAUCGUCCACAACUGGAGGGUCAUCAACAACUGGAGGAUCUUCAACAACUGGAGAACCAUCAACAACUGGAGUAAUAUCAGUAUCUUCAAAAAUGAUUAGAAAUACUCUGUUUUUGCAUAAAAACCAGAUGUUCAAUUCGUUGAAUAUUCCCACAGUCCUAAGUCUUGAAGGAUUGGAAACCGACACUGGAAGCCUUCAGCCAGAACAACAACUAACAGUGCAAUCCUCGCCUCAAUCCAUGACCUCGUUGUGCCACAACUACCCACGCCUUUGUGCUCGGCCCGAGGAGGCGCAGUAUGUGCGUCUGACCGAUGGAUUCGGAAAGCCAAUGCUUUUGAUUAUGCCCGGAGGUUCUUCGAUGUCUCACUCAUUCACAACAACUUCCAAACGGCCAAGAACCUCCUUACCGAGACCUACCACAUUCCGACCUUUUCGAAGAAAUACGACACCCAGAAAUAAAUAUGUAUACCGAUUAGUCAAGAAAAAAAGUAAUCAACGAGGUUAAUAUAUUUCUAAUUUAAUAAUAUUUAAAGGUAAUGGAUUAGAUUAGAAUAUGAAGAGGAACAUUUAAGUCCCCUCUGUGGUAUUUUUAAGUAUUUGUGCUCAAACUAUUUUAUUAUCAAGCGGAAUUACUUUUAUUCAAAACAUUGCCGAUUUGGCAAGCUUUCUCUUUUAGAUUUAUGUACGAUAAUAACCUUUAUUUAAUCU
Molecule: messenger RNA, 1361 nt
Organism: Drosophila ananassae
Lineage: Eukaryota; Metazoa; Arthropoda; Insecta; Diptera; Drosophilidae
Product: flocculation protein FLO11
Exons: 1
Coding region: 1-1158 (385 amino acids)
Source: RefSeq, a predicted model, not a curated record